This is a messenger RNA of Aureobasidium subglaciale EXF-2481, 708 nucleotides long. RefSeq lists its product as uncharacterized. Gene Ontology annotation, cellular component: mitochondrial inner membrane. Gene Ontology annotation, molecular function: 3-demethoxyubiquinol 3-hydroxylase activity. Gene Ontology annotation, biological process: ubiquinone biosynthetic process. NCBI's taxonomy places the organism in Eukaryota, Fungi, Ascomycota, Dothideomycetes, Dothideales, Saccotheciaceae. Bases 1 to 708 code for a protein of 235 amino acids. The transcript has 2 exons. The record is from RefSeq and is a predicted model, not a curated record.
AUGUCCCUGUCGCCUCGUUCGCUGCACAUCGGCUCUCUGCAGCAGGUAGCACACAUUACCACUUCAUCAGCCCCGCCGAGUACCGAGCCAAAACCCAAGACCAUCGAGACUGGUACCUCAGGGAAGAGGAAGCGUCCUUUGACUGCUGAACAAGAACGCUUCCUUGACAGUGCCCUCCGAGUGAAUCAGACUGGUGAACUUGCCGCCGUCCUCAUAUACCAGGCUCAAACCCCGCCUACAGUCAGAGCACACCCUCAUCUCCGUCCGUUAAUGAAGCACAUGUACGAUCAAGAAGCUGGUCAUUUCAAGUACUUCAACAAGAUCAUAGCCAAGCACCGCAUUCGCCCAACUGCUUUGACGCCAGUAUGGGGUGUUGCAGCGACUGCCUUGGGCUGGACGACCGCCAUACUAGGCCAGGAGGCUGCAAUGGCAUGUACAGAGGCCGUCGAGACUGAGAUCGGUGAACAUUACAAUGCACAAGUGCGAGAGCUUCUAGCGUGGAUGAAGGAUAUGGAAGAGCGAGGUGAGGAGCCUGGCGAGGAGAUGACGGAUUUGCUCAGUAACCUACGGAGGAUAAGAGACGAGGAGCUCGAGCAUCUGGACCAUGCUGUUGAACACGACGCAAAGCAGGCUCGUCCUUAUGAACUCCUGACAAAUGUCAUUCGAGGCGGCUGUCGUGCGGCCAUUUGGGCCAGCGAGAAGGUAUAA